Messenger RNA from Symsagittifera roscoffensis, 3325 nucleotides. RefSeq lists its product as uncharacterized. Gene Ontology annotation, molecular function: protein-glycine ligase activity, initiating. The transcript is spliced from 12 exons. Gene Ontology annotation, biological process: protein polyglycylation. Lineage: Eukaryota; Metazoa; Xenacoelomorpha; Acoela; Convolutidae. Gene Ontology annotation, cellular component: microtubule cytoskeleton. The coding region runs from base 35 to 3325 and encodes 1096 amino acids. The record is from RefSeq and is a predicted model, not a curated record.
CUUCCGAUUGACUGCCUGUGUGGCUGUCGUUACCAUGGCAACCGAAACUUACCAAAAGGAGCAACUUAAAACUAACAGUAAGAAAGCCGAGGAGAAAGAAAACAUAGAAAAUGGCUUAGAUAGUGACAAUAAGGCCGGAAGUGAUGACGGCGUUUCUGCCAAAAGGAAGCCUCACACUCCUCCAAAACUGGUGAAAGAGGGAUCUAGCCCGGAGUUCAUAUCUUUGCUGAAUGAUUCAACCAAUCAGAGAAGACCCUUGUCAUCCAGACGAAACCGCUUUAAACCUGGUGCUAAUCAGAACAAACAACCUGUGGUGAUUGACUUGACUGUGGUGGACUUUGCCCUGAGGAUGUGUGAACAGUUUUUGAAGGAGAGUGAAUUGGAGGAUAUGGACGAAAAGGACGCCAAGUAUGGAGCAGACAGGUACCUAGGGGCGACUGAGAGCGAAUGGCAUGACUUCACACUCAACUACUACAAACUAGCCCAUGAGGCUGCUCAGUUGGCCGACAAUGGCAAGGGCUUCUCUACUGCAUGUGAGCAGAUGCUGGGAAGAGUGAGGAGGGUGCGGGUGAUGACAGACGUGGAUGGGGUGAAGAAUGUGUGGAUAUGCAAACCAGGCGCACUCUCCCGGGGAAGAGGUAUCACCUGUCAAUCGUAUCUGCCUAACAUACUAGCCAUGGUGUCCCACUCUCCCAACCCAGUGGAGAAGGAGGGCAAAAUAGUGGUGCAGAAGUACCUGGAGAAGUGUCAACUCAUCUACGACACCAAGUUCGACAUCCGACAGUGGUUCCUCGUCACAGAAUGGAACCCCCUGACAGUCUGGUUCUACAAGGAGUGCUAUAUAAGACUGUGCUCACAGCUUUACUCUUUAGACAAUUUAGACAGUGGUGCUCAUCUAUCGAACAACUCCAUCCAAGCUUACUUCAAAAACGACAAGAACAGAUCUGAAAAGCUGCCAGAGGAAAACAUGAUGUCGUCGGGACAGUAUGCCAAGUACCUGAGCGAGCAAGGACAUGGUGAUGUCUACUAUGAGAAGAUGUACCCCCGGAUGAAGGAUAUCAUCUCAUGGACUAUGCAAUGCUGUCAAGAGAGCAUGGACACAAACAAGGGCUGCUACGAGCUGUAUGGGGCUGACUUUGUGGUGGGUGCUGAUCUGAGUGUGUGGCUGAUAGAGAUCAACUCCAGUCCCGCCCUCUCACCUUCUACUGAGAUCACGAGGAGGAUGUGCGCCCAGGUGCUGGAGGACACAGUCAAAGUGGUGAUUGACAAAAGGGAGAACAAAUUGGCAGAUACAGGGAGAUUCGAGCUGGCCAUUAAGCAGGAUUUCAUUCCUCAACCUGUGUACUGUGGCCAAAACCUACUCAUAGAGGGAGCUCAAGUCAAAAAGCCUGGAACUGCAAAUCAUAUCCCAAUACAAAGAUCAACAACAGAAGGAAGCAAUAUGAGCCACAAGGUUCACGAAAUGAACCCCAAACUUAAACCCAAAGUCAAGCUGAAGUCUAACCCUCCUCGCCAAGUUUUCACUUCGGUAAACAUAGCCGAGCUUCACUCGUUCCGGUGUCCUCCCUCGCCGAAUAACGAUCCACUUUUCAACGAGAGUCUAGUUUACGACAGGCCAGGUAAGAAACUAACGACUAAAGCACACCAAAUCUGUAGACAAUUGGAUCUGAAAACAAACUUUGAUACUUCGGCAAACUUUUCAACUAUAAGUAAAAGCAAAGACAACGAACGAAGUAAACUCAACCCGAAUGGACGAUCAGUAAACGAGCGACAAGCAGACUUACGACACCUUGCGAGCUACAAUUUCGACAAUCCUAAUUUGAGACCUCAGUCGCGAGUAAAAGAUACGAGUUUGGAACUUGAACGAAAACUGCUCAGAAGUCAGGGCCUAAAUUUAGACAGUAUGCAUGGUCAAUCUACGUCGAGAACUGUCAAAAGUUUUAAUUUAAUUACUGAUAGAAGUACUUCGGUGCCGAGACGAAAAGCUCAAAAAAGUCAACAAAGUGGUUCCUCUGAUACUGAUGAGCCGAAAGUUCCGUACGGGAAGAUCAUAACACAACGCCAGAAAGAAGCUGUUCAUAAGAUAUACGGAUCCAAGAUGACAAAAAACCAAACCGAAUAUACUCAAAGUAUAGACUAUUUAAAAACUCCUAAAUUACAAGCAAGUGCAAAGCAAUCUUUUUAUUAUUUGAAUCAGAACAACCAAACAGGCUGCUACGAGCUGUAUGGGGCUGACUUUGUGGUGGGUGCUGAUCUGAGUGUGUGGCUGAUAGAGAUCAACUCCAGUCCCGCCCUCUCACCUUCUACUGAGAUCACGAGGAGGAUGUGCGCCCAGGUGCUGGAGGACACAGUCAAAGUGGUGAUUGACAAAAGGGAGAACAAAUUGGCAGAUACAGGGAGAUUCGAGCUGGCCAUUAAGCAGGAUUUCAUUCCUCAACCUGUGUACUGUGGCCAAAACCUACUCAUAGAGGGAGCUCAAGUCAAAAAGCCUGGAACUGCAAAUCAUAUCCCAAUACAAAGAUCAACAACAGAAGGAAGCAAUAUGAGCCACAAGGUUCACGAAAUGAACCCCAAACUUAAACCCAAAGUCAAGCUGAAGUCUAACCCUCCUCGCCAAGUUUUCACUUCGGUAAACAUAGCCGAGCUUCACUCGUUCCGGUGUCCUCCCUCGCCGAAUAACGAUCCACUUUUCAACGAGAGUCUAGUUUACGACAGGCCAGGUAAGAAACUAACGACUAAAGCACACCAAAUCUGUAGACAAUUGGAUCUGAAAACAAACUUUGAUACUUCGGCAAACUUUUCAACUAUAAGUAAAAGCAAAGACAACGAACGAAGUAAACUCAACCCGAAUGGACGAUCAGUAAACGAGCGACAAGCAGACUUACGACACCUUGCGAGCUACAAUUUCGACAAUCCUAAUUUGAGACCUCAGUCGCGAGUAAAAGAUACGAGUUUGGAACUUGAACGAAAACUGCUCAGAAGUCAGGGCCUAAAUUUAGACAGUAUGCAUGGUCAAUCUACGUCGAGAACUGUCAAAAGUUUUAAUUUAAUUACUGAUAGAAGUACUUCGGUGCCGAGACGAAAAGCUCAAAAAAGUCAACAAAGUGGUUCCUCUGAUACUGAUGAGCCGAAAGUUCCGUACGGGAAGAUCAUAACACAACGCCAGAAAGAAGCUGUUCAUAAGAUAUACGGAUCCAAGAUGACAAAAAACCAAACCGAAUAUACUCAAAGUAUAGACUAUUUAAAAACUCCUAAAUUACAAGCAAGUGCAAAGCAAUCUUUUUAUUAUUUGAAUCAGAACAACCAAACAGUAUUCUCUAAUUAG